Messenger RNA from Periophthalmus magnuspinnatus, 4801 nucleotides. RefSeq names its product ELKS/RAB6-interacting/CAST family member 2 (gene erc2). Bases 52 to 3552 code for a protein of 1166 amino acids. Gene Ontology annotation, biological process: regulation of synaptic plasticity; neuromuscular synaptic transmission; maintenance of presynaptic active zone structure. The record is from RefSeq and is a predicted model, not a curated record. The transcript is spliced from 20 exons. Gene Ontology annotation, molecular function: structural constituent of presynaptic active zone. Lineage: Eukaryota; Metazoa; Chordata; Actinopteri; Gobiiformes; Gobiidae. Gene Ontology annotation, cellular component: cytoskeleton of presynaptic active zone.
CAAUGACAGCGCGCCGUACUGAGCUGGAGGAGAGAGGCUGCCGCUUGGUGAAUGGAGGCGACGAGAUGCUGGCUACCGUGGCGGACGUCGGGAUUUAACAUCGACAAAGGUGCUCUCUGCUGCUUCCUGGGGUUGGACAUUGAUGGACCUUAUCAGGAGAUGUACGGCAGCGCCAGAGCAGUAGGCCACAUUGAGAGCAGCCCUGCCCGGUCACCGCGGCUGCCCCGCUCCCCCCGCCUGGGCCAUCGGAGGGCCAACAGCGGAGGAGGGAGCAGUGGUGGGGGCAAGACGCUCUCCAUGGAGAACAUCCAGUCCCUCAAUGCUGCCUAUGCCACCUCAGGACCCAUGUACCUGAGUGACCACGAGGGUGUGGGCUCCACUGCCACAUACCCCCGUGGUCACAUGACCAUAGGACGGGCCAGCCGCGCCAUGUACGGAGGGCGUGUCACCGCCAUGGGCAGCAGUCCCAACAUCGCCUCAGUUGGGCUUCACGGGGACAUCCUGUCCUACAGUGACCUGGGCUCGCUGUCCAUGUUACAUGCACACCACCACCACCAGGGGGUGCCCUCUGCCCUGCUGCGACAGGCUGUGCGGAGCAGUGGGGGUGAGCUGCUGGAGAUGCAGGCCCAGCUCAGGGACAUGCAGAGGGAGAAUGAGAUGCUACGCAGAGAACUGGACCUGAAGGACAGUAAGUUAGGCUCCUCCACAAACAGCAUCAAGAGCUUCUGGAGCCCUGAGCUGAAGAAAGAGAGGAUCAUGAGGAAGGAGGAGGCAGCACGGACAUCCAUACUGAAGGAGCAGAUGAGAGUGACUCAUGAGGAGAACCAGCACCUUCAGAUGACCAUCCAGGCCCUGCAGGACGAGCUCCGCACACAGAGAGACCUCAAUCACCUCCUGCAGCAAGAGAGCGGAAACAGGCCUGGAUCAGAGCACUUCACCACCAUCGAAUUGACAGAGGAGAACUUCAGGAGGCUGCAGGCCGAACACGACCGGCAGGCCAAAGAGCUGUUCCUGCUCAGAAAGACCUUGGAGGAGAUGGAGCUGAGGAUCGAGACACAGAAACAAACUCUGGGGGCGAGGGAUGAGUCUAUAAAGAAGCUGCUGGAAAUGCUGCAAAGCAAAGGGCUGCCUCCAGGACCAGGAAGGGCAUCUGAAGAAGAGGAGCAGGAGCGAGCCAGGCGUAUUGCAGAGGCAGAGGCUCAGCUCGGACACCUAGAGGUCAUCCUGGACCAGAAGGAGAAGGAGAACAUCCAUCUCAGAGAGGAACUGCACAGGAGAAAUCAGUUGCAUCAGGACCCGAGCAAAACCAAGGCACUACAGACCAUCAUCGAAAUGAAAGAUACCAAAAUUGCCUCCCUGGAGCGCAACAUUCGAGAUCUGGAAGAUGAGAUCCAAAUGCUAAAAGCGAAUGGCUUACUGAACACUGAGGACAGAGAAGAGGAGAUCAAGCAGAUGGAGGUCUAUAAGAACCACUCCAAGUUUAUGAAGACUAAGAUUGACCAGCUGAAGCAGGAGCUGUCGAAGAAGGAAUCGGAGCUGCUGGCUCUGCAGACGAAACUAGAAACUCUCAACAACCAGAACUCAGACUGCAAACAGCACAUCGAGGUGCUCAAAGAGUCUCUCACUGCCAAGGAGCAACGCGCUGCCAUCCUCCAGACUGAGGUGGAUGCUCUCCGCCUGCGUCUAGAGGAGAAAGAAUCGUUCCUAAAUAAGAAAACCAAACAGCUGCAGGACCUGACCGAGGAGAAGGGGACACUCGCGGGAGAGAUCAGGGACAUGAAGGACAUGCUGGAGGUCAAAGAGCGUAAGAUCAACGUCCUACAAAAGAAGAUUGAAAAUCUUCAAGAACAGUUACGUGACAAAGACAAACAGCUGGGAAACCUAAAGGAUCGCAUCAAGUCCCUCCAGACUGACUCCAGUAACACAGACACUGCCCUGGCCACCCUGGAGGAGGCGCUGUCCGAGAAGGAGCGGAUUAUUGAGCGUUUAAAAGACCAAAGAGAGCGGGAGGAUCGUGAGCGUCUGGAGGAAGUGGACUCUUAUAAGAAAGAGAACAAGGACUUAAAGGAGAAGGUCAACAGUCUACAGAUAGAGCUGACUGAGAAGGAGUCCAGUCUAAUUGAUCUGAAGGAGCAUGCCUCGUCACUGGCGUCCUCAGGCCUUAAAAAGGAUUCAAAACUCAAAUCACUGGAGAUUGCCAUUGAACAGAAAAAAGAAGAGUGUAGUAAGUUAGAGACGCAACUGCAAAAGCAAGCUGAGCAUCUAUUCAGUCACUUGAACAGUCCUAAAGCCCAUGAGGUGGAGCAUCAGACAGGCUCAAGAGUAAACACAGAGUUCUCAGACCGGGUGAAGCUGCUAGAGAAGGAAAUGAACUUCUACAAAGAUGAGGCUAAUAAGGCUCAGACGGAGGUGGAGCGACUGCUGGACAUUCUGAGAGAGGUGGAGACAGAGAAGAAUGACAAGGACAAAAAGAUCGCCGAGUUAGAAAGACAAGGAGGAAAAGACCAAAUUAAGAAGGGUACAAACAUCAAACUGGGGCCACAAGGAGACAAGAAGGACCCCCGAAAAGACAGCACCUUGGAUGGUGGUCAUCACUUAAAGUUGGAGGAUCUGAUGAACACACUGGAGAGGACAAGGCAGGAGCUGGACGCCACAAAGCAGCGCCUGUCGUCCACACAACAAUCUCUUCAGGAGCGCGACACGCACCUCACCAAUAUGAGACAGGAGCGCAGGAAACAGCUGGAGGAGAUCCUGGAGAUGAAACAACAAGCUCUGCUGGCUGCCAUCAGUGAAAAAGAUGCUAAUAUUGCUCUUCUGGAGCUCUCUGCCUCCAACAAGAAAAAAACCCAGGAGGAGGUGAUGGCCCUCAAGAGAGAGCGGGACAAACUCAUGCACCAGCUCAAACAGCAUACUCAGAGCAGAAUGAAGCUGAUCGCAGACAACUACGAGGAUGAGCAGUACCACCCCCACGGACCUCACCACCCUCAGCAACAGCCACCCCACUCACAGCCACAGCCCCAAUACCCACAUCCCGGGCACCCCCCACAGCCUCAGUACCCCCACGGACCCCAUUCUCAGCACCCGCCAGGACCCCAGCCACACUCGGUGCACCCACAACAGCCACAAGCACAGUACCCACACCCCGCACAUCCACAGCAGGCGGCCCAGCACCCACAGGGGCCCAUACCACAUCAACAGCACCCACGGCCACCUGGACCACAGCACCCACACGUUCAACACCCACAGCAGCACCCACAGCAGCACCCACAGCAGCACCCACAGCAGCACCCACAGCAGCACCCUCCACAGCACCCUCAGCAGCACCCUCACGGACACCCCCCUCCUCAGCACCCACACGGACCUCCGCAACAGGGACCCCACCCCCAGCACCCGCACCCACAACAGCAUCCUCCACAUCCGCAGCACCCACACCAUGGGCAGCACCCUCGGCACCCAUCUCCUCACCAUAGAGGAGGUCCACAAAGAGGACCACCCCACACUGGGCACCGACCUGCCCAUGACCAGGAUGAUGAGGAGGGCAUUUGGGCAUGAUUCUAACUGCAACAACCAAAACUUAUGUUGUUAUGAAGGAUGAUUCAGUCACUACUGGGGGAGCAGAGCCAUCACAUUAAAAUACAACCAAACAUUUACUACCUGUUUGUUUUAUUUUUCAUUUAUUUUUUAUCCGUGCAGCGUGGCCUUGUUUUGUGAGAGUAUAAAUCUCACUCAUGCAGGAAGCUGGCAGCUGAGCAGGAAACAGUACACGACCACUCCAAACAACUGUUAGGACUAUUGCUUUGGCAUGUCAUUGGAACAGCCCUUUCUGUUGGCUGUUGCAUGCUGGGAUCUUGAAGCAAAUGCAGCCCCUCCUGAUGCGGGACACCCCAACUGUCUCCACUCUGCUGCCUCACGGUUUAGUUUUACAUUUAUUUCUAUUGAGAUUAUCAUUGUGUUGCCUUGAAUUAUGAUUUCUCUGGCUCUGAUUGGCUCCCAUGCCUGACUUACUGCCCUGCUGACAACGUAUUCCUGCUUCUCAUAGUGUGCACAGUCAACAUUGCCAUUUUAUAUCUUUAUACACGUUUUUAUCAUGGCCCUAUUAUGAUUGCUUUUUAUGAAUGGUAUUAAUGACUUUUAAAUCACAGACUGGGAUUAGCUGUCAGUGGUCUUUUCAUUUUACCUCAUUUAAAGACGUAGUAAAACAUUAAAAAAUAAUCUAUGCAGAUGACAACAUAGAGUAAAUACAUUUCACAUUAUUAUUUGUGUCAUUAUUUUUUCUGCCUGGAGAGCAGUCAGUAAUUAUUCACAAGUCCAAUUAUUUUGUGACUAUGCACCUAUGCACCUCUCCUCCGUGUUGCAGGAAUUUUUAACUAUUGGUGCUUCUGCUGGUGCUUACAACUAAAAGGUGUCAACAAGAUCUGAUCCAAAACCUCUUUUUGGAGGGAUUUGACCCCACCUUGGGCUAAAUAAUAACAGACUGCUAUGUAUAUACAAUCAGAAAGGGAGAACAGUGUGCCAUGAAAGAUACAGAGGUGCUGCUGCUAUAAAUGCAAAUGUAGGCUAUAAUAAGGAACAGGUGAUGUUUGUUAGAUGUUUAAUGCAGGUCUGUUCAGUACUGACACUAUCCUGCCCGAGUACGUCUAAUUUUCUAGAAGUAGUCAUGUGUGAACUCCCCAGACAACAUAGUGACUCGUUUUAUUUUCUUCUUAACAAAGUGGCCUGUGCCUCGUAAAACUGUAAACAAAAUAUAAUAGAUAUGCAUAUAUUAUAAAUAUAGAGAGAAAUCUAUAUAGUGUGUCUAUAU